Messenger RNA from Naegleria fowleri, 2673 nucleotides. RefSeq lists its product as uncharacterized. The coding region runs from base 1 to 2673 and encodes 890 amino acids. NCBI's taxonomy places the organism in Eukaryota, Heterolobosea, Eutetramitea, Acrasida, Naegleriidae. The transcript has a single exon. Gene Ontology annotation, molecular function: purine-nucleoside phosphorylase activity. Gene Ontology annotation, biological process: nucleoside metabolic process. Gene Ontology annotation, cellular component: cytoplasm. The record is from RefSeq and is a predicted model, not a curated record.
AUGGUUUUUGUAAACGAAGAAAUUGAACAAGCCAAACAAAAGGUUCUCUCCGAAUUAGGCUAUGCUCCAAUGGCCAUUGUGUUGGGAAGUGGAUUGGGUGAUUUUCCAAAGGCUCUCUCCAAUACUCGUAAAAUCCCAUACUCUCAAAUUCCUCACAUGCCUCUCACCUCUGUUCAGGGACAUUCUGGUGAAUUGAUUAUUGGAGAAUUACCUUCUUCUAUUCAUGCAAAGGAACACGGACAUACUUCUCCCAACAAGAAAAAGCUCAUUUACUGCUUUGCUGGUAGAAUUCACUCCUAUGAAGGUGGUCCAUGGGAUGAAGUUACCUUUCAAGUGAAAUUGAUGGCUGCUAUUGGAUGUAAAUUAUUCAUCUUGACCAAUGCGAGUGGUGGCCUUUUUGAUGACAUGACUGGAGGAUGUUUGUGUUUGUUGACUGGACAUUUCAGAUUGCUGGCAAGAAUGGAUCCAAAUAGUUUGGCGAGUGCUGUUCGUGUUUUUGAAAAGAAUGGCAUUGCUACUCAACAGCAACCACCACAACAAACGACAGAACUCGUUCGAGUUGAAAAGAAUGAAUUUGAAUCAGAAAUUGAGGCAAAAUAUUCACAUUUUACACCUAAUUUUUGGACUGCAAAAUAUGUCAAUUUGUGCAGAAGUAUUGCAAAGGAGAAUUCUAUUAAAUUAUUUGAAGGAUCCUAUGCAUGGGCCAGUGGUCCAAGUUUUGAGACACCUCUCGAAGUUUUGAUGGCAAAGAAAUUGGGUGGCGCAUGUGUGGGUAUGUCAACAGUUCCAGAAAUGCUCACUUGCAACUAUUAUGGAAUGGAUUGUAUGGGAAUUAGUUUGGUUUGUAAUUUGGGUGCAGGAUUACAAAAAGAACCUCUCACACAUAAGGAAGUUUUGGAGAACUCCAAGAUUGGUACUGAACAUAUUCAAUUAUUGGUUCGAGAGACUCUCGCAAAUAUUGAAUUUGAUGAGACAAGCAAUUCACCACUUGUCAGCGGCGCAACCAGUGACACCACCUGUUCUACUUCCUCUUCUACCACUCAAUAUGUUUCUCUCAAGUUUAACACUGAACCAAUGAAAAUCACAGAAGAACAAAUCAAACAAUCUGUCCAAUUAAUUCAACAAGAAUUGGGACAAUUUGAUGAAAAUCAACUUAAUAUUUAUUGCACCCAAGCCAAUGUUCCAAACUUGGUACAAGAUGCUAAAAAGGUGGACUUGAUGACCUUACCAAACUUCCCAUAUACAUCUGCUUCUGGAAAUUUUGGAUACAUUACAAAGAAUGCCAAUAAUCAACUUACACUCAUUUCCAAUGUGCAUCCAAGUUUGGAUAAUACUUUUACCACAGAAGAGUCUUUCUAUUUGACACUUGUGUUCAACCUCCUUAAUAUUCAGAAUGUUGCAUACUAUGUCAAGUGCAGUGAUCCUAGGGUCAAUUCUGAAAACACUACACAAGAAAUCUCAAGUGUGACCAACUUUGGUUAUGCUCAACCUUUGGAAUAUGUGGAGAGUGUUUACAUUUCUCAUGACAGAGUUUUGGAUGCUCAUCAGAAUUCUGAAAAGAAGCCCAACUCGUACAUGGGAUUUAUGGGUCCAGAUCAACCAAGUUAUAUGGAAUGUCACGUUGCUCAAGAAUUGGGACAUUCAACAUUUGGUGUGACCUCUUUGAAUCUUUUCUGUGCAUUGAGAUAUUUCGGUUUUAACGUGAAGGCAUUCGUCGAAUAUUCUGAAAAUGCUUCUCUCAAUCAAGUACAAAUGGGUACUUCAUCAGUCAAGAGAAGUGUUAAACCUGUCAACUAUGAACAACAACGCAAAUUGAAAUAUAACAUGCUCAAGUAUGAAGAGGUUGUUGAAGCAACCCAGUUCAUUAAGGAACAAUUAGAUCUCACGUACAAGGUUAUUGAUUCUGCCAUUUUCGAUUUGAAUUUGAACUUGCCAUUCUUUGAGAAUCCAAAUGUUAAUAUUGUCAAGACAUUGGCAUUGAGUGAUAUUCCUCAUUACAAGCCAAAGAAUGAUGUUUCCCAAGCACUCUCCUUAGUUCGUGUGAGUAGUGAUAGCUCAGAAAAAUUAGCACUUGUCAUUCAUCAUGUUGGAAUUGAGCAAGAUCAAAGUGAAAACGCCUAUUUACUCAGUAAUAGUUUGAUCGAUUUGACAUUCUUUGUUCGAGUUUGUCAAUAUCUUCAAACCGUUAAAUCACUCUAUUUGAAUAGUGCUGUGACAAGCGCCCUUUCAGAGCUCAGCUCUGAACCAAUCUAUGCUCCAAACACAUUGGUGCAAUAUAAGGAUCAUAUUAACUUUACUGGAUAUAAUCCAUUGAUUGGUAAGAACGAGAAUAGAUGGGGUGACAGAUUCUUUGACGUUUCUGGAUUGUAUCACCCAUUAAGAACCACAGCAAAGGUUGAAACAUCCAAUGUGUUCUACUUUAAUCAUGCUAUUCAGUUGGAAAAUAGAACUAUUCGUACUCAUACCUCCAAGUUCAAUGCAAAUAUUUUGAGUUCUGUAGGAUGUUAUGAAGCAUUGGUUGCCCAUCAUGACACUAAAGAAAAGGAAAAUAGAACUAGAGUGGUAUCGUUGGGAUUAGUUGUUGACAAUGCUCAAACUGAAGGAAAAUUGAUUUGUCCAGGAAAGAAGAAGGAGCUUGUUAAUGUUCUAUGUAAUGAUAUUUUAGGAUUGUAA